This is a messenger RNA of Alosa alosa (allis shad), 2341 nucleotides long. It is a transcript of the gene saraf, whose product is annotated as store-operated calcium entry-associated regulatory factor. The transcript is spliced from 6 exons. Gene Ontology annotation, biological process: regulation of store-operated calcium entry. The coding region runs from base 113 to 1159 and encodes 348 amino acids. NCBI's taxonomy places the organism in Eukaryota, Metazoa, Chordata, Actinopteri, Clupeiformes, Clupeidae. Gene Ontology annotation, cellular component: endoplasmic reticulum membrane. The record is from RefSeq and is a predicted model, not a curated record.
ACGUAGAGAAUAUUUACAAGUUUUGCAUCAGACGAACGAAGUGACAGUAUCUAGGCUACGUCUCUUUCAAGUUGUGUCAGGCCUUUAACAAAUCUUCUUUUUGGCACUGACAAUGGCGACCGUAAAAAUAAUCGUUUUGUCGUUAUUAGUUUUGUUUCUUCCUCACAUCAGAUGCUGGAAUGAAGGAGCUGUGUUGCUGCGCGAUGUUCAGGUCCUCACUUUGUACAAGGGAAGAUAUACCACAGCUAGGCGCUCAAGUCCCGUCCCGCAGCUGCAAUGUGUUGGGGGAUCGGCGGGUUGCGCAUCUUUUAUCCCUGAAGUGGUUCAGUGUCAAAACAAAGGGUGGGAUGGAAUUGACGCUCAGUGGGAGUGCAAAGCAGACAUGGACAAUACCUACCGGUUUGGACGCAUCGAGGUGAGCUGCGAAGGCUUCAACCAGCCUGACGACCCCUACAUCCUCAGGGGCUCCUGUGGGCUGGAGUACACCCUGGAACUGACGGAGGAAGGCCGCAGCCGACACUCCCACCAGGGCUGGGGUGGUGGUGGUGGUGGAGGAGGAGGAGGAGGAGGAUGGGGCUCCAGUGGCUUCUCCCAGUUUGCAUCCAGCUUCUUUUCGGGCAACAAGCAUCAUGGGGGUCAGCAGCAGAGAGCCAGCUCGGGAUACGGGCAGCACCCAUCAGGGGAUGGAGAGGGGGCAGGGGGUCUGGUUGUGAUAGCUUUGCUGCUGUUGCUGGCUUACGGCGUGUACAAGAUGUUCCUGUGUGGGCCCACACAUGGGCAAGGCCAAGGGCAGGAGCGUUUCCCCAGUGACGGAGACUGGCAGAAUGGCCAGGGAGGUCACAGCGGCCCUCCUCCUCCAGGGUUCAAGCCAGAUUACAUGGGGGCAGAUCACUCAUCAGGCUAUCCAGGGUCAGGUCCUAGUUAUGGCUUUGCUGACCAGUUCACCAGACCCCACUCUAGUUCUCGUCACAACACUGGUGGAGGUUUUUGGACUGGCAUGGGUACAGGAGGAAUUCUGGGAUACCUCUUUGGAAAUCGGCGUCAACCAACCACUGGUCAUUCUUGGGGAUCAAACACCACCCAAAACACUCCCAGGACCCCACCAGCAAGCUCCGGAACACGCACUGCCUCUGGAUUUGGUGGUACCAAAAGGCGAUGAGGACAAAUAACUUAAUGGAACAACCUUUGCAAUAUGAUCACUUUGUGUGGGAAGCAUUUUGAAUGUGAAAUUAGCUUUUCAAGCAACAAAGGCACCUUAGGUUGGGUAGAAAGAAAAAAUUUUUUUUUUUAAAAAUGUGAAUGCAGGGAUACCUAACUUCACGAUGCCCAAACCAUGGCUGUAGCCUUACAGUAUGGACGAGGUUUCUAAAAGCUACGGUGUCUCAAAAAAAACAAAAAACCCUAAUAUAAAAUGGCCACAGUUUUACUCUUCCUGUAAACGGUUACUGUUAUAUCAACAUUAGGGCCAACAUUUUAACUGCACUGAUGUGGACACUAGAAUUGUUUGCAGGAUUAUCCUAUAUGCAGUUGUUUUAUGGCUCCUGUCCAUUUAUAGUAGUCCUUAUGUCAAGUUGUUGGGUUUUUUUUACAGUGGUGUGCAUCAGACAAAAGGUUGUUAAAAUGGCUUGAGUUGUCUCUAGUUUUUAGUAAAAGCUAUAUCAUGUGGGUCCAAAGACCUGAAACUGAGUGAAAUUUCCCCAUUUGCAAAAAAGAAAUAAUAAACAAUAAAGGACUAAACUUUGUUUGAAAGACAAGAGGGCGAUUUACACUCCAAAUUGAAAUGAGUUGAUUUGAAUAUGUCUGUUUUGCAGUGACAUUUUAAUGUAUUACAGAAUAUCUAAGAUAGUAGUCCUGAUUCGUGCAAAAAAGAGACAGCUGCAGACCAAUUGAUAAAUUCAGUUUAUCUGUUUCUAAGGUUAUUCACAAAUUUAUAUUUCAUGAUAUACUGUAAUGAGACAUACAGUAUGUUAGGAUGCAUCUACCGGUAAAUGUAGAGCUAUCUUAAACUAAAUUAGGCAUUACAUGAUAAUAUUAAAAUAAGUAUCACUUGAAGUAUUUAUCGUCAAAAAUGUGAAUUUGCAUCACAGGUCAAAUGUGAGUCUAAAGAACUUGACAGAAACAUUAACAUCCAUUUUGUCCAUAUUUGGUUGGACAUUUUCAAAAUGUUGCACCAAUCUGUGUAGCCCUCAUACAAUUGUAAGCAGGUCAGUGUGUUUGUGUGCAAUGAUCUUUCCUAGGCCAUGUUUCCUCUAUAAUUUUCCUCAUAUUAUAUUCAGCAUCCUUUUAAAAAUAUCAUGUUUUAUGAGUUUGAUAUAAAUAAAAAAUGAUUUGUUGAUUUAUA